AUGGAAGCUGAGAAAGGAGACGUACCGUCCAUAGAUAGGAAGGAAGAAGAGAAUCUAUCCCCGUUUGAGCUUCUGCCUCGAGAAAUCAAAGAAAAGAUUCUGGAGAGAGUGAUAGAUGAGACAGCGUGCUUGGAUGAGUUCAAGAAAUUUUGGAGAUUGAAACGGGUGAACAAGGAGUUCAACUCGAUCUUCAGUAGCAGCUAUGCUGAACGUCAUUUUGUCAAAUACCCUUGUUGGAUCGCGAUACACGAUGACAAGCAGACAAGUCAUAAAUCAGGUCGAGCAGUAGCUUUCGUGAAGAUCAGUUACCCGAUCACUCGCAAAGAUAUUUCAUAUACGAAAAUGACUGAAUAUGACGAUAUCCUCAAUAAUGGGGUUAAGUUCGUGUACUCACGUCACAAAAUCUUGUGGGAUAGCAUUUCAACAUUCUUCAGAGCUAAACCGUUUCGCAUAGAUUUAGUUUUUGUUGAUCCUUUGUACGCAACUGAUCAGCUGAUAUCUACUAUCGCAGAGUUAGCUAAUCAAUCUUCCGAAGAAACUACCGUGCUCAUCUUUCCCAGUUGUCGUGACGAUGGUCUCGAUUUCGAUGUUCACGAUGAAGAAGAACUUACUGAUGCUUUUCGUAAAUCCUACAUUAAGAUUGUGGAAGGACUUUUAGAUGUUCACGCAGCUGGGAAAAUUAAACUUCGAUUUGAUAAACAUUUUUUCGACAGCGAACUUCCGGAUGAGUGGUUCUUAUAA
This is a messenger RNA of Auanema sp. JU1783, 741 nucleotides long. The record is from the annotation of a GenBank genome assembly. Lineage: Eukaryota; Metazoa; Nematoda; Chromadorea; Rhabditida; Rhabditidae.